AGGUACAAACAGACAACAGGUGCGAGUAGAUUAACGUCUAGAUGAAUCCAGUCAUGAGGGUCUUCUUUGUUUUAUGCACAGCCCUUUUGGCGACUUACAGAUGUGCUCAAGGAAACACCAGGCUGCAGAAUUUUGAAGAAGCUCUGAAGAACUUCAGUGAGGAGGAAUUACGCAAGGAGGACCCAGAGAUGGGCAGAUCAAAUACCUUCCGGCAUCCUCCUUUUCAGUGCGCAGACAUGAGCCCCUCUCCCUCUGUGCCAGCAUCAGUGGAGUUUGUGAAAGCAGCAGACAUCAAGGUUAUCGCAGCAAUGGGUGAUUCACUGACUACUGCAAUUGCUGCCAAUGCAUCCACAAUUUUGGGAGUGCCAAUUGAAUAUCGCCAUGUUUCAUGGAGCAUUGGAGGACAUGGGACAUAUCAAGAUGUCAUUACUCUCGCAAAUAUUGUGAAGCUCUUUAACCCUGAUGUGCUAGGCCCUGCUCCUGAAUCGACUAUGAAUGGACACCCCACAACGUUAGAGCAGACAGGAUUCAACCUGGCCGUUACAGGACAUAACAGUCUAAACUUUUCUGAGCAGACAAGAACCAUGAUUGACACCUUUAAAAACUAUUCAGCCAUGAACUUUGAGGAGGACUGGAAACUGGUCACUGUCCUGAUUGGAAUGAAUGACAUUUGUGAUUACUGCAAAGACAAAAAACUCUUCUCUGUAGAUAACUUCAUCCACCAUAUGAAAGAGUCUCUUCAAAUGAUGAUGGAUGAGGUUCCAAGGCUGAUUGUGAACAUGGUGCAAAUCUUGAAUAUGGAGUCACUGAGGGAUGUUCAGAAGCCAACACUGGGCUGCCAGUUACAAAAAAGCUUUUGUUCCUGUUUGGUGUUACCAGAGGAGAACUCUACAGAACUGAAGGAACUUGUAAAACUGAACCGCGAGUUCCAGCUUAGGCUGGAGGAACUCAUCCACAGUGGCCAGUUCUUCAAGGAUGACUUUGCAGUGGUUCUUCAGCCCUAUGUCACUCGCACGGAGCUUCCCAAAUUACCUGAUGGCACAGUUGACUUCAGUUACUUUGGACCUGACUGUUUCCACUUUAGUAUUAAAGGCCAUGAAGAAUUGGCAAAGGGUUUGUGGAACAACAUGUUCCAGCCUGAGGGUAAGAAAGACAUUAUAUCCAGCCUGACCGAGCCUGUGAAACUCAUCUGCCCUUCACAGGAGCACCCCUACAUAUACACAAGACCAAAAUCGCUGUACUCAGCUGCUUCACGAGGACAAGUUCUCCUGACUCUUUUGACUUUUGCCAGUUCCCUGACUGUAGGGUUUGGUUACUGAUGUCCUGCAAUCAGAUUUCACCUCUUCCACAACCAUCAAUCAGCAUGAAACAUCCUAACUGAGACUGUACUUAGCGUAAAUGUAUCACUUAAACUGUGAAUAUAAUUCUGUGUUUAAACUCA
This is a messenger RNA of Clupea harengus (Atlantic herring), 1441 nucleotides long. RefSeq names its product phospholipase B1, membrane-associated-like. Gene Ontology annotation, biological process: phospholipid metabolic process. Gene Ontology annotation, cellular component: brush border membrane. Gene Ontology annotation, molecular function: A2-type glycerophospholipase activity; phosphatidylcholine lysophospholipase A1 activity; retinyl-palmitate esterase activity. NCBI's taxonomy places the organism in Eukaryota, Metazoa, Chordata, Actinopteri, Clupeiformes, Clupeidae. The record is from RefSeq and is a predicted model, not a curated record.